Molecule: messenger RNA, 4477 nt
Organism: Olea europaea var. sylvestris
Lineage: Eukaryota; Viridiplantae; Streptophyta; Magnoliopsida; Lamiales; Oleaceae
Product: translocase of chloroplast 159, chloroplastic-like
Exons: 1
Coding region: 153-4283 (1376 amino acids)
Biological process (GO): protein targeting to chloroplast
Cellular component (GO): chloroplast outer membrane
Molecular function (GO): GTP binding; GTPase activity
Source: RefSeq, a predicted model, not a curated record
AAAGAUCUCUUCCUCAUACUCCCUCUCAAAACCCAACCCCAAAACCUUAUCACAAUCUCUCCUCUUAUUUUCCUCUCCUUCUUUCUAUCCGUAAACCCUCAAAAUUCUUAUCUCAAAGUGAUUUUAGCCUUCAAUUCCUUGUUACUGCGUCCAUGGAUUCUAAGGAAGCGACGGCGUUUUUCGUUUCAGAUACUUCCUCAGGUUCUUCUCCUUCUUCUUAUGUAUCUAAUAAUCAAAAUUUGUUGAAAACAAGUGUUGUGGACACUGAUGUUAAGAAUAAUAGUGAAAAUGGGAUUAAAGAUAAUGUUUCUGAUGAAGAGGACGAGGGGGGUUAUGUUAGUGGGCAAGAGGAGUUUGAAUCUUCGUCGGAGAAGCUGAUUUUGACUGGGGCGGACGGGGAAGCUGCAGGGAAUGGUGCUGAGGAUAGGGGUUUUGAUGAGGCCUCGGGAGUUUCGAUGGCAAAAGUCGAUGCUUUUUCGAUUUCUGGGGUUUCUGAUAAUGAUAGCAGUGUUGAAAAAGGGGUUAAUGAUGACGAAAAAGAUGGGGUGGUGUUGGGGAAAGAUUCUGUUAAUGGCUCAGUUGCUAUUGCUGGUAGUGAUACUAACGAAUCGAAGGUGGAGGAGGUUGAGAUGGAUAGAGACAAGGCUGAGAAGAAUCAGAAGACUGAGUCUUUAACCAGCGAAGCUCCGGCUACUGAACCGAAUGCAAAAGGGGAUUCUCUUGAACCGGCAGAAUCAGAGUUGGCCGAAGAAGGUGGGGUGAAAUUCACAUCUGAAGGGGAUUCUGUUGUUGAUACCCCUGGACCAGGGGCGGCUGUUGUUCAGCCUACAGAAGAAGACAUUAAAAUGGAUGAGGUUCCAGUUGAUGAGAGUGUGGAACUAGUUGGUGCUGCUAUUGAAACUAGCCAUGGCUGUGAAGAAGCAUCUAGUGUGAAAAUCACAUCUGAAGGGGAUUCUGUUGUUGAUACGAUUCAUGUUGAUAUUGCUCGGCCGGGGGUGGAUGUUGUUGGGGAGGUGGGACCCAAAGUUGAGAAAGUGGAGGUUCCAGUUGAUGAGAAUAGGGAACCAGUUGGUGCUGAUUUUGAAACUAAUCAUGGAGUUGAAGAAGCAUGUUGUAUGGAAUUGACAUCUGAAGGAGAUUCCGUUGUUGAUACCAUUAAGGUUGAUACACUUGUGCCCACUGUGCCCGGGUUGGUGGUUGUUGGGGAGACAGAAGAAGAAAUUGAAAGAGUGAAGGUUUCAGUUGAUGAGAAUGCUGAACCAGUUUAUAAAAGCUCCGAGUUCAAGCCAAUUGAAUCUGACAAUAAUGCUGUUGCGUAUGAGAACGAUGAAAAGAUUGAUGCAAGAGUUGUAAAUGAUGUGGCAAAUGGAGUUCACAUGGGUGUAACAACAAAUGAUUUGGUCAAUAGUGAGAAUAUUAUAAAGAAGUCGGAGGACGGAUUUAACCCAGUGUCCGUUUCUGAGGUUGGAACUGAAAUGAAGAUUAGCAAUGAUAGAGAAGUUGGACUUUUCAGUGAAACAGUAGGAGUAGAUGGAGAUACUAAUGGCGAGUAUUCCCAUGUUAAUGUUGGUGAUCAAUUGGAGGAUGGGGUCCACAAGGAAUCAGAACCUGAAUCAUUCUUUGAGCCACAUGAAAUUAGAGAAGCUGAAAAUGAAGGCCAAUAUCAAAUGAAUGAAGAAGCUGAUCAUGAAGACUUGACAUCAGAUGAGGCAACUGAUGGUAUGAUUUUUGGAAGUUCUGAGGCCGCCAAGCAGUUCAUUGAGGAGCUGGAACGGGGAUCGGGUGGUGGUUCACGUGCUGACAGUUCGCUUGAGCACUCUCAAGGGAUUGAUGGUCAAAUUGUCACAGACUCGGAAGAAGAAGCCGACACAGAUGAAGAAGGAGAUGGUAAAGAGUUGUUUGAUUCUGCUGCCUUGGCAGCUCUUUUGAAAGCUGCAACAGGUGCUGAUUCAGACAGUGGCAGUAUCACCAUAACCUCUCAAGAUGGAUCUAGGCUUUUCUCUGUUGAGCGUCCAGCUGGCCUGGGAUCUUCACUCCGGUCUUUGCGACCUGCCCCACAACCAAACCGCCCCAACCUUUUCACUCCUUCCACUUUUUCGGGGAGGGGAGAAUCUGAGAACAACUUGAGUGAAGAAGAGAAAAAGAAACUGGAGAAGUUACAGCAGAUCAGAGUUAAAUUUUUGAGGCUAGUUUAUAGAUUAGGCCUCUCUCUAGAAGAAUCCAUGGCAGCACAGGUUCUGUAUCGCUUCACACUUCUUGCAGGAAGGCAGAAUGGCCAAAUUUUUAGUGUGGAUGCUGCCAAGAGGAUGGCUGUGGAGCUUGAAUCAGAGGGAAAAGAUGAUUUGGACUUCAAUGUGAACAUCUUGGUUCUUGGAAAAUCUGGAAUGGGUAAAAGCGCUACCAUAAAUUCGAUAUUUGGAGAGGAGAAGGCACCAGUCGAUGCAUUUGAAACUGAGACGGCUUCUGUGAAAGAGAUUAGUGGGUUUGUUGAUGGAGUUAAAGUUGUGAUAUAUGACACGCCUGGUCUCAAGCCUUCUGUAAUGGAACAGGCUUACAACCGCAAUGUGUUGUCUUCUGUCAAGAAGUUCACAAAGAAAAGCUCUCCUGAUGUUGUCCUCUAUGUGGACCGAUUGGAUGCUCAAACAAGAGAUCUUAACGAUCUACCACUACUGAGGACUGUUACUAGUUCUCUUGGCCCCUCUAUCUGGCGAAGUGCAAUAGUCACCCUUACCCAUGGUGCCUCUGCACCUCCUGAUGGACCUUCGGGUACUCCUUUGAGCUACGAGGCGUUUGUUGCUCAAAGAUCUCAUGUUGUCCAACAGUCCAUUGGGCAGGCCGUAGGUGAUCUACGUAUGAUGAGUCCAAGUCUGAUGAAUCCUGUUUCUCUUGUGGAAAACCACCCCUCUUGCCGGAAGAACAGGGAGGGUCAGAAAAUACUUCCCAAUGGCCAGAGUUGGAGAUCUCAGUUGUUGCUGUUAUGCUACUCGAUGAAGAUAUUAUCAGAAGCAAGUUCUCUCUCGAAACCUCAUGAUCCAUUUGACCACCGCAAGCUAUUUGGUUUUCGAGUCCGCUCACCACCUCUUCCGUACAUGUUGUCAUCGAUGUUGCAAUCUCGUGCUCAUCCAAAGCUUCCUUCCGAGCAGGGUGGUGACAAUGCUGAUUCUGAUAUUGAUUUGGAUGAUUUUUCGGAUUCUGAUCAAGAAGGAGAAGAUGAAUAUGACCAGCUCCCUCCCUUUAAGCCUCUGAGGAAAGCUCAGAUAGCUAAACUCAGCAAAGAACAGAGGAAGGCAUAUUUCGAAGAGUACGACUAUCGGGUGAAGCUACUUCAGAAGAAACAGUUUAAAGACGAAAUCAGAAGAAUGAAAGAAUUUAAAAAACAAGGGAAGGUUCCUGCUGCUGAUUAUGCUAAUCCGGAGGAAGAAGCCGAUGCUGGAGCUGCAGCUCCUGUGGCGGUUCCUCUACCAGACAUGGCCCUGCCACCUUCAUUUGAUGGUGAUAAUCCUGCAUACAGGUACCGAUUCUUGGAGCCAACUUCCCAGUUUCUUGCAAGACCAGUUCUAGAUUCCCAUGGUUGGGACCAUGAUUGUGGCUAUGACGGCGUUAACCUUGAACAUGGACUUGCUAUUGCUAAUCGCUACCCAGCUGCAUUUACAGUUCAAAUCACAAAAGAUAAGAAAGACUUCACACUCAGUUUGGAUUCCUCUGUUUCAGUUAAGCACGGGGAGAAUAUCUCGAGCAUGGCAGGGUUCGACAUUCAAAGUAUAGGAAAGCAACUUGCAUACAUAGUCCGAGGUGAAACCAAAUUCAAAAAUUUGAAGAAGAACAAGGCGGCUGGUGGGAUGUCUGUUACUUUUCUAGGCGAGAACGUGGUGCCUGGUGUGAAGAUUGAGGAUCAGAUUACAUUGGGAAAACAGUAUGUUUUGGUUGGUAGCUGUGGUGCUGUUCGUUCACAGAGUGAAACUGCGUAUGGAGCGAACUUUGAACUGCAACGUAAGGAGCUCGACUCUCCAAUAGGCCAGGUUCAAUCGACCCUCAGCAUGUCUGUGAUCAAGUGGCGCGGGGACUUUGCUCUUGGGUUCAACAGUCUGGCACAGUUCUCAAUCGGGCGUAAUUCUAAGGUUGCUGUUCGAGCCGGGAUCAACAACAAGCUCAGUGGUCAGAUCACCGUAAGGACAAGUAAUUCGGAGAAUCUUUCUCUUGCACUGGCUGCUAUUAUUCCAACUGCAAUUUCCAUUUACAGAAAAUUCUGGCCUGGUGUUGCCGACAAGUAUUCAAUUUACUAAUCCUCGUAUCUUGCGGUGUUUCAUUCUUUAGUUAUAUUACUCAUGUUAUAAGACUCUGCAUUUAUCAUUUUUACAUCAUUUCAAAUGCAUAUUGUAGUAUUUUUCUUAUACGUUGCUGCUCAAACUUCUUUUUGGCGUGAUAAUGUACUCUCGAUGAGAUGAUACGACAAAAUUAAAAGAAUCGUCUAUGCUUA